GGGCGGCGGGCUGAGGGUGGUGUGUUGGCGGGUCGGCAGCUACUGGGCUGCUUCGCUAUCUUGAGAAAGCCCGUCCGCCGAGGUGGAGCGAAGCUCUCUCUCCACCGCCGCCCUUUCUGUCCUCGGAGCUCUCUUGGGAAACCACAUUUCCCUGGAGUCGGGAGCCCGAGGGGCGUGCUCGGCCCUCAUUUUCCUGCUCCUCCUCUUCAGUCCGCGCCGCGCGCGGCUGCCGGCCGGGCCAGCACCCAGCGUGUGGAACUGCAUCCCGUAGCCCCAAUGCGGGUGCGAGAAGAGCUGAGUGGGUGCCACUGGUUGGAGCUGUGCACGUGUUCCCCGGUGGCAAGUGCGGCCACAGCACCGGGCGCUUUUAAGUUCUUUGCGCGCAAGUUGCAAGGACUGUGUGCGAGUCUGGUAUAAUUUGGCAUCCUGAGAGUCUGUCUUAGGAAGAAGGAAGUGGAAAAUACCCUUGAAAAAAAGAAAGCUAAGACAAAAAGGAAGCCAGACUUACUUUUACAUGGUCAACUGCUCACUUAUCAAUAUGGAUACUUUUCCCACUAUUUUUCCUCCUGGUGGAGACAGCGGGGUGACAAAUUCUCAAUCUGAGUUCCAAAAAAUGUUAAUUGACGAAAGGUUACGAUGUGCACAUCAUAAAACUAACUAUCAGACUCUUAAAGCUGAACACACAAGAUUGCAAGAUGAGUACAUAAAGUCACGACAUGAGCUAAAGCGCCUGUUAAAUGAAAAGCAGACUGACCAGGAAAAAUUUCAGCUGCUGCUUGAAGAACUAAGAGGGGAAUUAGUAGAGAAAACUAAAGACUUAGAAGAAAUGAAACUGCAGGUAUUAACUCCACAAAAGUUGGAAUUGUUACAAGCCCAAAUACAACAAGAAUUAGAAACUCCAAUGAGAGAACGUUUUAGGAAUCUGGAUGAAGAAGUGGAAAAGUAUAGAACUGAAUAUAAUAAGCUUCGCUAUGAACAUACAUUUCUCAAAUCAGAAUUUGAACACCAGAAAGAAGAAUUUGCACGUAUUUUAGAAGAAGAAAAAAUAAAAUAUGAAUCAGAGAUUGCAAGCCUGGAGAAAGAUAAAGAAGAACUACUUAAUCAACUGCUUAAGGUUGAUCCCCCAGGAGAAAGCAAACGAACGGAGCUACUUGCUCGAGAGAAUGUCCAUUUGUGUCAGAAAUUAAAAGGUUUAGAGGCUGAAGUAGCAGAAUUAAGGGCUGAAAAAGAGAAUUCUGGUGCUCAGGUAGAAAAUGCCCAAAGAAUUCAGGUGCGGCAGUUGGCUGAGAUGCAGGCUACAGUCAGAUCCCUGGAGGCUGAAAAGCAGUCAGCUAAACUACAGGCUGAACGCUUGGAAAAAGAGCUACAAUCAAGCAGUGAACAAAAUACUGUUCUAAUCAGUAAAUUGCAUAAAGCUGAGCGGGAAAUAAAUACGUUGACCAGUAAAGUAGAAGAACUUAAACAUUCAAACAAACUAGAAAUAACAGACAUCAAACUGGAGGCAGCAAGAGCUAAGAGUGAGCUAGAAAGAGAAAGGAAUAAGAUUCAGAGUGAACUGGAUGGAUUACAGUCAGACAAUGAAAUUCUCAAGUCGGCUGUUGAACACCACAAAGCUCUCCUAGUAGGAAAGGAUCGUGAAUUAAUACGUAAAGUACAAGCUGCCAAGGAAGAAGGUUAUCAAAAACUUGUGGUAUUACAAGAUGAAAAGAUAGAACUUGAGAACAGAUUAGCGGAUUUAGAGAAAAUGAAAGUGGAACAUGAUGUCUGGAGGCAAUCUGAAAAGGAUCAGUGUGAAGAGAAAUUGCGGGCUUCACAGAUGGCAGAAGAGUUGGCCAGAAAGGAACUUCAGAGUAUUAGGUUAUAUAUGCAUGUAUAUAUUUUAAACUUCAUUUUGAAAUAAUUUCAGAGGUAACAAAACAUUGUAAAAUUCCCACAUGGUCUUCACCGAGAUCUUUAUAAAGAUUGACAUCUUACAUGACCAUAUUACAAAGUCAAAGCUAAGAUACUAACAUUAAUAUAAUCAGGAAAUAAAUAUUAGUGUUAUCAAACCUAUAGACUUUAUUCAAAUUUUACCAAUUGUCCUACUGAUACCGUUUUUCUGGUCCAAGAUCCAGUCCAGAAUCAUACAUUGCCUUUCCUUGAAGAGUGCUGACCAGUUAUUUUUGUAGCUUGUCCCUCAAUUUGAGUUUGUCUUAAAUUCUUUAUGAUUAAAUUCAGGUUGUAUAUUUUUAGCAAAAAUAAUACCAGAGUCAAAGUCAUGUGUCCUCAGUGCAUUAUAUUAGGAGGUAUAUUAUUUGUCCCCUUACUGGUGAUGUUCACUUUGAUCAUUUGGUUAAGGUGGUGUUGGCCAGAUUUUUCCAGUAUAAAAUGACUUUUUUUCUCUUUGUGAUAUAUAAUUAUCUUAUGGGGAAAUACUUUGAGACUAUGUAAAUUUUCUCAUCAUACUUUCUCAUCAUACAUUCUUCCACUACUCUUAGCACCCAGUGGCCAAAUCUGAGCAAAGAAAUAAGUUGUAAU
Leptonychotes weddellii (Weddell seal) is the source of this 2517-nucleotide messenger RNA. Lineage: Eukaryota; Metazoa; Chordata; Mammalia; Carnivora; Phocidae. The record is from RefSeq and is a predicted model, not a curated record.